Molecule: messenger RNA, 3870 nt
Organism: Priapulus caudatus
Lineage: Eukaryota; Metazoa; Priapulida; Priapulimorpha; Priapulimorphida; Priapulidae
Product: glucosidase 2 subunit beta-like
Biological process (GO): N-glycan processing
Cellular component (GO): glucosidase II complex
Molecular function (GO): protein binding
Source: RefSeq, a predicted model, not a curated record
UCCUACGGCCCUGCAAAACAAGAUUCAAACAAAAAGAAAACAAAAGAGCAUGCCUACGGCCCGGCACAUGUGCACUCAGGAGCGUCCAGUUUCGGCGAGCAUCCAAACUCUACGUAGGCCGCUAAUACUGCAAUGAAAAGAGUGCGGCACAUUUCUCGCAGACGUGCAUACGGUGCCCUUUUGCUGCUCGCAAUUGUUUCUGCAAUUUUUUUGUGCUUCCAAAUCUUCUCCGUAAAGAAACUAGGCAGCUUUGAUCAUUAUGGAAAGAAGUCGGAGCUCAUUCUAAGACCAACACAGCAGAAAAGGCCGUCCGAACUCGACUCGAAAGAUGUGUCAUUCAUUGACCAUGCUUCGGCAGUUCGAGGCGUCUUGCCAGAACAUUGGCAUCUCUAUAAAAUACCUGCAGACGGAACAUUUAUGUGUUUCGAUAAACGGCUGAGCAUUCCCUACAGCUACUUGAAUGAUAAUUACUGCGACUGCGACGAUGGCAGUGACGAACCAUCGACGUCCGCGUGCGAAUCCGCCAGGUUCUAUUGCGAUUAUCAGCCCGCGGAUUGGCCGUUAGUGCUGCGAAGUAACCGAGUUAACGACGGCAUCUGCGACUGCUGCGACGGUUCAGACGAGUGGGACUACACAGAACUUCCUGCCGCCUUGAAGUUAUCCGUUUCGUAUCUUGACAGAAUCAGAACAGCAACAACUCACAAGAUACAAACACCAUGCAAAAACUACUGUGAUAAAAUUGAUCAGUUAGAGGAGAGUCUGAAGCAUAUGCAAGAGGAAGGGGCCAAACGGAAAAAGCAGUACAUAGAGGAAGGGAAAGCACAUGCAAGGGGUGACGUCAUCGUUCACUUCAAGUGGCUUCAACUUCGUGACACUAUCUACAGGUUGACCUUCACAGCAUACGGGAGGAAGGAGCGUAGCAAUGCUGACUGGUAUGAGGCUCACUGGCAAAAGAUGCAUCAUGUAACGGAAACCAAGAGGAAAGCACUGCUGGCCAACAAACAGAACCCCUGCUCCAACACACGUGACGCCCUCAGACUAUAUGGCAGGGCAGGUGAAUACCACAAGCUCAGCAAAAUGUGCUUCAAGUUUGACCACAGUGGGUUUGUGUACAACGUGUGUCCGUUCAAGCACGUAGAUCAGCUCACCAAUACCCAUGGAAAGCUCAGCCUGGGAGACUCUCCUAAUUUGAAGCUAGACAGGAAGACGGGAAAGUGGGUGCUCAGUAUGUUCCGUGGCAGCACAGCAGGAUGUAUGAACAAGGAGAGGCAAUCCAAGAUUGUGUUCGAAUGUGGAGUGGAAGACAAGGUGCUAUCAGUCAGCGAGGAUGAGAAGUGUAUCUACGAGUUUCAUAUGUCCACCCCUGCAGCAUGCUAACAACCUGGCAGCUGCUCACUACCGCCUGUUGUCAUCCGUUUAGGUUGUGGUAUCUUUUGUUAUCCUAUCUUCUGCUUGACAUGAUUGACAGGCAGCUGUAUCCAAUCAGCUUCGCACUACGACCUUCUAAAAACAGUGCUUAGUGCUGCUGGGUCCAUAUUUUGGCAUGCGUCACCGUACAAUGUUAUAGUUUAGCUUGACUGACUUAGCAUCAGUAUCUAGGGGGCAUGUUUAUCUUUCUAACGCAGGUAGGUCUCUGGUAAGCACACUGUGAAUACAUCUAUGAACAGACAACAUAAAGGAAAUGCUCAAGCUAACCCAGAUUGUAAGAUCAUUAGUACGUUAAUUGAAUGUUAAUUGUACCAAUUUCGUGUGUCUAUUAGCUACUCCUAAAUGGUUGAAGAGGCCAUAAUAGUAUUGGGUUUAUUAAUACUGUAUCAAUUUGCCAUCUCGCUUUUUGGGGAGGGGGUAGAUUUGAAGGAAAUCUUAAUCCUGUAUGCAAAUAAACCUUAUUCGUCAAGCAUGCACCCACAUUGAACAGUCCUAUGAAGAGAUAUUUAGGUUACUGUAGAGUCACUUAUUUUCGUGGGUUCCAAUUUUCGUGGUUUCAGUAAAAAAUACAUGUUCGUGGGUUCUUAAAUUCGUGGAUCAAGCCUUCCAAGAAUUUUUUUUCAACAACAAUGCCAACAAACAGAUUACUAACCUGAACUAUAUAUGUGACUGAUAUAACUGACAUAUGUACAUAAUAUUUCGUUGGGUACAUAAAUUCGUGGAUUGAUGGACCCACGAAAUCCACGAAAAUUAGAACCCCACGAAAAAAGGAUUUUACAGUAUUUACAUGGUGUUGGUUUCUGUAAUUUCCAGAUUUUUAGAGAAUAGUCUAUUUAUUAUUCGGAAUAGAGCCAGAUUGCAUAAUCCAGAAAGAAGGGGAUGGAUGGCUCAUUUACAUUACACAAAGCAAAUAGACUAAAUUUGAAAUGAACCCAAUAGCCCCCUCAAACCAAGAUGCAGGUAUGUGCGUAAAAUGCUUUGAAAUUUUAAGCACUAGUUGCCACGUUGUAAUAAGAUGCAAGCCAUAAGGUGUGUGUAAGCAUUUCUGACCACAUAGAAAUAGCUUGCCGAUAAACGAUAAUUGUAUAGCACUUGUUAGGGUGACAAAGAGUUACAGGUUAGAGCAUUCCCAUUAAUUAAUUAAUGGUUAGACAAUGCUCUUGUUUAUCAUUGGGGAGCUUUGUAGUUCUCAUUGAUUUCUCAUUCAGCAAUGAGAAAGUCGUUUAUAACGGAUCAAGAACUAUCAUAGAUACAUUCAGGAUGUAAAUAUUAAUUAUAAAAGUUAAUAUAACAUUAAUUUUAUGACAUAUAUUCUAUUUUGACAUUAAUUAGCAAAGCAGUUUAAUGUAAAUAGUUAUUUAGUAAAUGUGACAGCACAUCAAAUACCAAACUAGUAUGUCAUCUGCUAGGAAAUUUCAUUCCAGUAAUGUGCAGUUUUAAAUGUGAAGUUACCUAAACAAAUGAAAAAUAUAUAUGUAUACACGAUAUUGUGAAUAGAAAAUAUUUUGUUUGGUACAAUCUGUUUACUAAUUAAAAUCAUAAACGUGUGCUCUCCUGCCAAAAAUUUAAUAUUUAUUUCAUAAAGUAUCUUAACAUGUGUAAAGUUACACUAAAGUCAGUUGAUUUGCACUUUUUUUAAAGUGCAUGCACUUUAGAUUCAUUUCGGGUUCAAUUAAUUACAAUUAAGGCACUAAUCCGUAUAUUGGACUUUUAUUUUAUGAAUGCAAUGUUUUAAAAAUCUAACUAGAUGUUCCUUAGUUAUACAUUUCUAUAUAAUUCUGUGCUCUACGUCAGCAAUAAUGGGGCUUGAUCGAUGGAGAUAUGUUAAAUAUACGUUUUCAGACCGAGGAAUAGUUUGAUAAACAUAAAAUUCCACACUUGCAGUUGCUGUGAGUACGGACAUGAUUGACGAACGCAAAGUGUACCACUAACGAGUCCUAAUAACCAAACAAAUGAAUAUACAAUUACACAUUAAGUUAUUCAAGCCAUUCUAUAAAUUGUAUAAAAUAACGCAUGAACUAUAACAUUAAAUGCCAACCAAUAAUCAACAGCGGUACUUGCUCACGAUACAUGUAACACUUGUCACGAAGUUGUAUAUACAGCUAGAUUAAUUACCCCUUUAUUCUAAAUUCAAAAAAGCUCUGCAAUGUGCAUAUUUUUACGAACACCGGCAUGUAAGCGACGUUCGAAAAAUUCUAUUACAAGGCCUUGGAAAGGAUCAGCACCCAGUUAUGUGCGUGACAUCUCGCUUGCUCUGGGUAAGGCUGACUUGGGAUCAGUAUGUCUUCCGCGCUCGUCGCCGCUGGUUACUGUAUCACUUACUAGUGCACUAAUUGAUUAAAGAUAUUUCAUAUAAAUUGCCAGCAGACUAUAUACGUGAGGUAUAAAUGAAAUAUACAUUUUUUUUUUUUUGCUCAGACUUGGGUCUCUUCCCAAGAACUG